AUGACAGUCCAAAACACUUACCUCAUCGCGUACAACGCGCUCUCCUUCCUGUUAUGGGGCCAUAUCACCGUAUCAACGGUCCUGCAGCUGCCGGGCUUGUACGCCGAGUCCCGGCUCGCGGAUCUAUACGCUGACGUGCUGCCGCUCCUCAGCGCGACGCAGACCCUGGCACUGCUCGAGGUCGUACACGCGGCACUCGGCCUGGUGCGCGCCUCGGCCGGAACCACGGCGUUGCAGAUUGGCGGCAAGAAUCUCGUCGUCUGGACCGUCAUGGUCAAGUUCCCCGAGAUCAUCACCGGCAGCGGCGAGAGCAGCCAAUGGGGCGUCGCCUUCUUCCUGGGCUGCGUCCUGGCCUGGGGCUGUUCCGAGAUCAUUCGCUACGGAUACUUUGUGGCUCAGUUGAGCACUGGUGAUACACCUCGCUGGCUCAAGUUGCUGAGGUACAACGCUUUCCUGCCUCUGUAUCCAAUUGGCUUGUUGAGUGAGGCUGGUCUGGUGUAUCUGGCCCUGACAGAAGGUACUGGUGUUGGUCAGUUCUACAAGGGAUACCUCUUACUUGGACUGCUCACAUAUCUCCCCGCCGGUCCUUUUCUGUACACCCAUAUGCUGUCACAGAGGCGAAAAGUGUUGAAGCAGCUUUCUGGCAAGAAGAACUAA
This is a messenger RNA of Pestalotiopsis fici W106-1, 657 nucleotides long. RefSeq lists its product as uncharacterized. The record is from RefSeq and is a predicted model, not a curated record. The transcript is spliced from 3 exons. NCBI's taxonomy places the organism in Eukaryota, Fungi, Ascomycota, Sordariomycetes, Amphisphaeriales, Sporocadaceae. Gene Ontology annotation, biological process: very long-chain fatty acid biosynthetic process; sphingolipid biosynthetic process; fatty acid elongation. The coding region runs from base 1 to 657 and encodes 218 amino acids. Gene Ontology annotation, molecular function: 3-hydroxyacyl-CoA dehydratase activity. Gene Ontology annotation, cellular component: endoplasmic reticulum membrane.